AUGUCCGCGGAAGCCAGGGCGGCUUACGGAGAACCAGCCCGCGAGUGCCUCUGCCCGCCCGCCUCACCGCCUCCCCCGCCGCCCGAUGGGAGGGAGGCCAUGAGUAUGUCCAUGGGCGGCGUCAGCAGUAGCAGCGGCAGCGGCGUGAGCGGGAGUGUGGGCAACCCUGGCCGCCCACACUUCUCUAUCAGCUCCAUCCUGGGCCUCGACACUUCACAGAGACUCCGCCCACACGAACCUCAGAGCCCCCCGCCGCCCGCGCCCUACUCUCACGCCCACAUCGUCAGACCUGCCUCGCCCGCGUACCACAAGAGAAGCCCUUCGCCGACGCCCCACUUCGCGCUCGCCAGAGACGGGUCGGCGGAUCACGCCCACACGAGGUCGCCUCCGCAGCGGGCGGCGUCGCCGAUCUACCCGCUGUACCUGGGCGAGGGGAGCCAGGAGGCCUCUGUCGCCCAUACCCCCAUCGAGCACCUCCACUCCGCCCACGAUGCCCCUUACACGCCCACGGAUGACGCCCUCAUGGACGAUGACGAGGAGGAUGACGCCGGUUCGGGGGACGAGGACGAGGAGGGCGGCGGCGACCCCCCCGUGGGCGGCGGCGAGGACGUGGGCGGCGCGGACGAGGCCCGCCCACACGGCAUCGACAUCCACCACAACUCGGCCUUCGUCCGCCCGACGCCCCUGCAUCUCCGACCCGACGUCGAGGGCGUGGAGGCCGUCACGUCCCUCGGCGGAGGUGGGGGCGUGGCGGGUCCCCUGGGGGGCGGCCCUCUCAACCCCGCCGCCCAUCUGCCGCCCCUGUGGUACCCCCCGUGGGUGGCCGCCUUCAAGCCCACCUUCGGAUUGCAAGGUAGACAGCCUUCCUCUGUUCCGUUCCGCCUGGCGCUCGGCGCGGCCACGAGCAGGCUCUGCGCCGCGCCAGAGCCAGUCAGGAGAGCAAAACGAAGGAGACGCCCGCCAGUGAGGCUCUGA
This is a messenger RNA of Penaeus vannamei (Pacific white shrimp), 975 nucleotides long. NCBI's taxonomy places the organism in Eukaryota, Metazoa, Arthropoda, Malacostraca, Decapoda, Penaeidae. The record is from RefSeq and is a predicted model, not a curated record.